GGAAGAAAUUUCAGAGCUGCUGUUCAACACGACAGUUCAGAAGAGAAAUGUCUACAAAUAUUGUUUGAGCAGUGAGUCAGUGAAGGACAAUGGCUUCCGCUAAACCGCACUAUGACACACCAGAUGAGCAGGAAGAAGAAAAGCUGAAACACAAGGAAGUCCAGAUGAGCAGCAGCACUCACUGUGGAGUCGGUGUUGAUGUGAACGCUGAAACAGGAGCAACUGUAAAUGCUCCUUUACUUUCUGGAAACACCUUCACGGGCCCAGUGAACAUCUACAACUCUGCAGGAAACGAGACACAAAAAGCCUCAGAGAGAGAGCCAGAGAAGCACACAGUAGAUCAAGGCUCAACUGCAGAGGACAGUAAAGCUGCUCAUCAUGAUUACACAGCGACCAGCCGCAGAUUGAAGGACAAAUUAAAACAGGAGUGUGAGCGAAUAUUGGUUGGUAAUUCACAGAGGGGUCAUCAGAAAUACCUAAACGAUAUUUACACUGAUCUAUAUGUGGUGGAGAAUGAGACUGGAGGAAUAGUCAGUGAGCACGAGGUGAGACAGAUCGAAUUCAAACGAUUUGAUGCCAAGGACACACCGAUCCAGUGCAAAAAUAUUUUUAAAGUCAAUAAUGGUCGACGAAACAGAAAAGUGCUGACGUUGGGCAUUGCAGGGAUAGGAAAAACAGUGUCCGUCAAUAAAUUAAUCCUUGACUGGGCUGAAGGGAAAGAAAAUCAGGAUAUUGCCUUAAUUUUCCCUCUUCCGUUCCGUCAGCUAAAUUUGAUCAGAAAUAAUUUCAGUCUAAUGGGACUGCUUCACAAAUACUUUUUUGAUGAUCCUAAAGAACUGCCCUCUCUUCCUGAAGGUGAUGGUAAAAUCAUGUUCAUCUUUGAUGGGCUGGAUGAAUGUCGCUUCCCUUUGAGCUUUAUACAGGCUGAAAAAUUUACAGAUGUUCACAAAGAAACAACAGUGAGUAACAUAGUUACAAACCUGAUCAAGAGACAUCUUGUUCCCUCUGCUCUCGUCUGGAUCACAUCCAGACCAGCAGCAGCCAGUCUGAUUCCCCGAAACUACAUUGAUCAGGUGACCGAAGUGCGUGGAUUUAAUGAUGAACAGAAAGAGCAAUACUUUAACAGAAACAGCAGUUCUGAGGUUGCUGGAAACAUCCUCCGUCAUAUAAGGAAAUCCAGGAGCCUGUACAUCAUGUGCCACAUCCCCGUCUUCUGCUGGAUCUCUCUCACUGUUCUUAAGCCUCUACUGGCUCAAGUGAGUAAUGACAAGACACCAGCAACUCUAACAGGGAUGUACACAAACUUCUUACUUACUCAGCAGCAACAGAUGAAAGCAAAAUACAGUUAUGACCCUGAACCUAAAGCCAAUGCCAUGUCUUUUGAUCAGGUUAUUCUGAAGCUUGGGAAACUGGCCUUUGAACAGCUGGAGAAAGGAAAUCUGAUUUUCUACAAAGAAGAUCUUGAGGAAUGUGGACUAAAUGUCAAUGAAGAGAUGAUAUUCUCUGGGUUAUGCACUCAGAUCUUUCAGGAGGAAAAGGCUAUUUCAGCAAGAAACGUUUACAGCUUCAUACAUCUCAGCAUCCAGGAAUUCCUUGCUGCUCUUUAUGUGUUUUUGAUUAGCCAAGAAAAGAAAAUGAACCAGUUUCUUGAAACCUGGAGAGAACAACUUAAUUGGUAUUUCUCCAAAAAGCCACUGUUUAAACUUCAUAAGGCUGCAAUAAACAAGGCUUUACAAAGCAAGAACGGACACCUGGACCUUUUCCUCCGGUUCCUUCUGGGUCUCUCACAGGAGUCCAGUCAGAGUGACCUGAAGGAACUACUGCCAAAACUGGAACUGAAAACAGAGAAUGUUAAAGACACUGUUGACUAUAUCAAACAAACAAUAGAGAAGGAGAAAUCAGUAGAGAGGACCAUCAAUCUCUUCCACUGUCUGAGUGAGCUGAAAGAUGACUUUGUGGAGGAAAUCCAGAAGAAUCUUAGCUCAGGAAAUCUUUCAGCAGAGAAUCUCUCCUCUGCUCAGUGGUCUGGUCUGGUGUUUGUGCUCCUCAUGUCAGAAGAGACACAAGAAACGUUUGAACUGCACAAAUACAGAAGAUCUGAUGAAGCACUGAUAAAACUGCUGCCAGUGAUAAAAAAUACCAGAAGAGCACUGCUACAGUGCUGUAAUCUCACUGCUCAGUCCUGUGAAAGUUUGUCUUUAGUUUUACAAUCAUCAAACUCUCUCCUGAGAGAGCUGGACCUGAGUAACAAUGACCUGCAGGAUUCUGGAGUGAAGCUUCUUUCUGAUGGACUGAAGAAUCCAAACUGUCAGCUGGAGAUAAUGAGAUUGUCUGGCUGUAUGGUGACAGAGGAUGGCUGUGGUCAUGUGUCUUCAGCUCUGAGUUCAAACCCUUCACACCUGAGAGAGCUGGAUCUGAGCUACAAUAAUCCAGGAGAUUUAGGAGUCAAGCUGCUCACUGAUAAACUUAACCAUCCAAACUACAGACUGGAUAAACUCAAUGUGGAUCAUGGAGGAGAGAUCAGGAUUACAGCAGGAGUACGCAAAUAUUACCAUCAGUUCACUCUGGAUCCAAACACAGUGAAUAAACACCUCCGUCUGUCUGAGAGGAACAGAGUGAUUACUAACACUCUUACAGUUCAGUCGUAUCCUGAUCAUCCAGACAGAUUUGAUGUUCCUCAGGUGUUGUGUAGAGAGAGUGUGAGUGAUCGACGCUGUUACUGGGAGAUUGAGUGGAGAGGUGGUGUGGAUCUAUCAGUGUCAUAUAAGAGCAUCAGCAGGAAGGGAUGGGGUAAUGAGUGUGUGUUUGGAUAUAAUGAUCAGUCCUGGUGUUUGAUCUGCUCUUCCUCCAGAUACUCAUUCAGACACAAUAAGAUAGAGACUGAACUCCCUGUAAAGUCCAUCAGGCAUAGAAUAGGAGUGUAUGUGGAUCACAGUGCAGGAACUCUGUCCUUCUACAGCGUCUCUAGAGACACAAUGAGCCUCAUCCACACAGUCCAGACCACAUUCACUCAACCGCUCUAUCCUGGGAUUAGGGUUGUUUAUGGAUCGGUGAAACUGUGUUGAUGAAUCAGAAAAGACUGUAGAGAGAUUCUACCCAUAAUGCUUUGAGCUCAUUUAUGAGGACACAGGCUCAUGAACCUAAUUGUUUAAAAAACAUACUAAACGGAUUGUGUAGGGGGAUAGAAUAUACAGUUUGUACAGUAUAAAAAACAUUACGCCGAUGGAGAGUCCCUGUAAACCACAUAUACUGUACAAGUGUGUGUGUGUGUGUCUGUUCUUUUCUCAGUCUCUACGUAUUCUGAUGUAAAUCAGUUUUUAUUGUCAUAUCAAUCUCUAUUAUUACUGUCAAAAUUACCUUUCAGCUGAAAGUGUUUUUCACAAACAUGAUUCAUGAAGAACAUGUCAUUAUAUUUGUUUCAUUCUCACCCAUGUACUUUAAAUGUUUGUUUUAUUAUUUUAAUGGGGCAUGAUGAAUUAUUCAUGUAUUAUUGUAUAAUACUUUGAUUGUUUUCCAUAGAAGAUUACUUGUGUCAAUAAAUAUCCCUGAACUCCAGAUACUUUUAUCUUUCACUGUGUUUUGAACAUGACAGAGUGUUUAACAUUUCAAUAAUACAUGCUUUGUAGUAAAUGUCAUUUUAUUAUAUUUUGUAAAUUGUAAAGGCUGGUAUCACUGGGAUCACAUGAUCAGACCAACCUUUCAUUUUUCUGGAUCCCAAACGAGUGUGAUAAUGUGUUUAAAUUAAAGUGUUUUUACUAAUUGACCCUUUGCUGUGAGUUUGAUUGACAAGCGAUCUAACCAAUCAUAACGGUGAAUCCGCCGUUUUGU
This is a messenger RNA of Megalobrama amblycephala (Wuchang bream), 3828 nucleotides long. Its product is annotated as NLR family CARD domain-containing protein 3-like. Lineage: Eukaryota; Metazoa; Chordata; Actinopteri; Cypriniformes; Xenocyprididae. Gene Ontology annotation, molecular function: protein binding. The coding region runs from base 90 to 3065 and encodes 991 amino acids. The transcript is spliced from 9 exons. The record is from RefSeq and is a predicted model, not a curated record.